AUGACAGGCAUCAUGACACUAGCCAUCGGCAUCCUCUCCUUCGGCCUCAUGCCCCCGGGCGCCUGCCAAACGCAACACUGGUUCCGCGGCAAAAACGGCUGGUUCACACCACACGAAGAGUACAUUCUCGUCAACCGCGUUCUCCGCGACGACCCCUCAAAAGGCGAUAUGAACAACCGGCAAGCAGUCGGCCUCCCGAUCCUCUGGAAAGCAGCGUGCGACUGGGAACAAUGGCCCCUCUACAUCAUUGGUCUGACCGCCUACGUCCCACCAAACCCGCCGCAAAACUACCUCUCCUACAUUCUGCGCCAACUCGGCUUCUCCGUCUUUGAAGCCAACCUGCUCGCCAUACCCAGCCAGUUUCUCUACGCCAUCCAACUCCUCGCCGUGACCUGGCUAUCCGAGAAGUUCAAAGAACGCUCCAUGAUAUCCAGUCUAUCGAACAUAUGGAUCUUCCCCUGGCUCGUCGCUCUUGUCGUACUGCCCGCAGACGCAAAUCCCUGGGUCAGGUAUGCGCUUCUCACAGGCCUGCUGUCUUAUCCGUACUGCCACGCCAUCCUCGUGAGUUGGAACGCGAAGAACUCGAAUUCCGUCCGUACGCGCGCCGUCUCCGCGGCUUUCUACAACAUGUUUGUCCAGUCGGGCAAUAUCAUUGCUACUAAUAUUUAUCGCGAUGAUGAUCAGCCGUUGUAUCGCAGGGGAAAUAGGAUACUGCUUGGUAUCUGUGUGUAUAAUGUCUUCCUGUUCUAUGCUGUGAAGGCGUUUUACAUUUGGAGAAAUCGCGUGAGGGAUGCGCAAUGGAAAGCUAUGACCAAGGAAGAGCAAGAGGAUUAUGUUUUCAAUACUAAGGAUGAGGGGAUGAAGAGGUUGGACUUCAGGUUUUCCCACUGA
Molecule: messenger RNA, 891 nt
Organism: Alternaria hordeiaustralica
Lineage: Eukaryota; Fungi; Ascomycota; Dothideomycetes; Pleosporales; Pleosporaceae
Exons: 2
Coding region: 1-891 (296 amino acids)
Cellular component (GO): membrane
Molecular function (GO): transmembrane transporter activity
Source: RefSeq, a predicted model, not a curated record